Molecule: messenger RNA, 2105 nt
Organism: Setaria italica (foxtail millet)
Lineage: Eukaryota; Viridiplantae; Streptophyta; Magnoliopsida; Poales; Poaceae
Product: U-box domain-containing protein 25
Exons: 1
Coding region: 607-1815 (402 amino acids)
Biological process (GO): protein ubiquitination
Molecular function (GO): ubiquitin protein ligase activity
Source: RefSeq, a predicted model, not a curated record
AAAAGAAAGUUCGCCAUCGCCACCCCCUCUUUGGGCUUUGCCUCUUUAUCUUCUUCCUCCUGCAAGCACCCCUCCUCUCGCUUGCUUCCACUGCUCCUCCCGUCUCAUUCUCUCUCAUCUUCGAUUGGGAGAGCCCCAUAUCCAGCACUGUAGCCUGCAGGAGGCAGCUCCUGUUGUCUGGCCGGCCGGCUUUAUGGCCAUCACCUCAUCUGCAGCGAGUCCAAGUACAACCACAGGGGCGGGUCACAGUGCAGUAACUCCGCUGCGGUCACUCGCGCGGCCUCGUCACCCGUCUCGUCGCGUCGCCAUGGAUUCUUGAUAGGGGGUGCUUGGGAGUGAGUGCUCGACGGCGAGAUCGAGAGCUUUCUGGUACGGUGGUGCCGCACACUGCAUUUUACUCUGCGCACGCCGGAGCUGAUCUCACCGUGUUGCAUUAGCUUGUGAGUUCCUGGUGUUUUCAGUUGGAGCUUUUAUGUUGGUUCUUGAUCUGCUCUCGCCGUCUUGGUGUGUGGGCCUUGAGUUGGGGAUGAGUUCUUGGCGUUUCUUGAUUGCUGAUUCUUGGUGAUCCGAUCCGAUCCGAUCCCUGCGUGCUCGCGCGGGCGCAAGAUGAGCAUCCCGCACCUGUUCAGGUGCCCGAUCAGCCUGGACAUCUUCACGGACCCCGUGACGCUGUGCACGGGGCAGACGUACGACCGCCCCUGCAUCGAGCGGUGGCUCGCCGCCGGCCACCGCACGUGCCCCGUCACAAUGCAGCCGCUCGGCGACGCCGCGCUCGUGCCCAACCGCACCCUUCGCCACCUCAUCGAGCGCUGGCUCUCCGCCGACCAGCAGGUCCCCGAGCCAACGGCCGCCGCCGAUGACGACGGCGACGCGGAGGAGGAGCCGUCGCUCGCGGCGCUCAAGCGCUGCCUCCAGUCCGGCGCCGGCGCCGGCGCCAAUGCCAAGGUGGCCGCGCUCAAGAAGGUCGCCACGCUGGCGUCCGAGUCCGACGUCGGCCGCGCGUGCAUGCUCCAGCUGGAGUUCCUGCCCGUCCUGCUACAGCUCGUCUUCCACCCGCCGGCGCCGUGGGACCUGUCGGAGCAGGAGGAGCUGGCGCUCCAGUGUGCGCUGAGCCUGCUACCGGCAAGCCCGACCUCGCCGCAGCACGACUGCCUCAACAUGCUCAAGACGGAGGCGAGCCUGGCGUCCUUCGUGCGGCUCCUGGGGCGCGGGCGCGCCCGGGUCAGGGCGGGCCUGUGCCGGCUCCUGGAGGUGAUCGCCACGGCCGCGACGACGCGGGAACUGGCGCUCGCCGCCGCCGCCUCGCCGCGCGUCUGGCAGGCGCUCCUGCCGCUCCUGCAGCACGGGGACGGGCGUGUCUCGGGCGCCGCAGCGCGCGCGGUCGCGGCUGUCUGCUGCGCAGACGAGCCCGCGCGCGGCGGCGCCGUCGACCACGGCGCGGUGCCCGCGCUCCUCAAGUGCCUGUCGUGGGCGUCGGCGGGUAAAGGGGGAUGCUGCGGCGCCGCGACGGUGUCGAGCGCGCUGGCGGCGCUGGAGGCGCUGGCCGCGUCGGAGGCCGGGCGCAGGGCGGUGGCGCACGAGCCCGGCGCGGUGCGGGCGCUGGUGAGGCACGUGUUCAUGAUGUCGUCGAGCAACGAGGGCAGCGAGCACGCGGCGGCGGCGCUGCUGGCCGUGUGCAGGGAGUCGAGGGCGGCGCGGAGCGAGGCCGCCGGCGCCGGGGUGGUGACGCAGGUGCUGCUGCUGCUGCAGAGCCAGUGCGGCACUAGGGCCAAGGCCAAGGCGAGGUCCCUGCUCAAGCUGUUCAAGUCCAUGUGAAGCAAGCGGUUAGCUUAGGUGGUUAGAUGUUCUUGGCUCUCAAGCUGUAAGUCCGGCAUCAAGAACAUCUGCUAAUUAAUUUCAUGGAUAAUUCUUGUAAGCUGCAUUAAGAAUGUCAGCUAUUUUCAUAGCUUGCAGCCAGGUUCCAUGCCAUCUUGCAAUGCUGGAGAGUGGAGACGAUGGCCCGGGAGAUUAACUCGGGUUAUUUCAUGGUCGAAAACCAAAUCAGAUGGUUUUGACUGGAACCUUAAUUUAUAUAUAAAUAUAUAGUAUAUAUAUUCUGUUUUCCA